AAAUGAAGAAACCCACAUAUCGGAGAUGACAGAGAGCAACGUUAACGAAUAACGAUCCCAUUCCCAUUAAUGCAAUUCAACUAUCAAGAACAAAGAAACGCUCCGAUAUUCAACAACAAUGGGUUUGAGAUCCCUCUUCAACCGCAACAAUGAGGCGAACCUCUCCGCCGCGCCCUCCCGGUCGACGUCGCUCUCGGUGCGGUCGCGGACGCGCCUGGCGGGGGAGCUGGAGGAGGUGUUCAAGAAGUUCGACGUGAACGGCGACGGAAAGAUCUCGGCGUCGGAGCUGGGGUCCAUAAUGGGGAGCCUGGGGCAGCCGGGCACGGAGCAGGAGCUGGAAAAUAUGAUCCGCGAGGUGGACGGCGACGGCGACGGCUGCAUCAACCUCCAGGAGUUCAUCGAGCUCAACACCAAGGGCGUGGACUCCGACGAGGUCCUGGAGAACCUGAAGGACGCCUUCGCCGUCUUCGACAUGGACGGCAACGGCUCCAUCAGCGCUGAGGAGCUGAACACCGUCAUGCGCAGCCUGGGCGAGGAGUGCUCCCUGGCCGAGUGCCGUCGCAUGAUUGGUGGAGUCGACAGCGACGGCGACGGCACCAUCGACUUCGAGGAGUUCAGAAUGAUGAUGAUGAUGGGCUCUCGCCAUGACACCUCCGAUAGGGUUAAACCCACUGAUCAAGCUAUUUAAUUUGACAACAUCUUCAUGCAUUAUUCCUUCUUAUUUUUUCUCUUUCCUCUAUUGUCUUCCCAAUUACUUCAACAAGACAUGUAUUUAUAUUUUAAUCUUCUACGUUUCUUUUAAACACAUCCUUCCUCUAUCCUUUGUCACGUUACAUAUUCAAUUUCAUUGUUAAUAAUAAAUGUGUGUAUAUAGAGAA
This is a messenger RNA of Cajanus cajan (pigeon pea), 878 nucleotides long. Its product is annotated as EF hand calcium-binding protein family. Lineage: Eukaryota; Viridiplantae; Streptophyta; Magnoliopsida; Fabales; Fabaceae. The record is from RefSeq and is a predicted model, not a curated record. Gene Ontology annotation, molecular function: calcium ion binding.